UUGAUUUUCUAUGACACAGACCAUCAGCGCAGCAGUGAAGGUGAUGCAGACACUGGUCGCCGGUUCUACAAUAUCUUCACCAAUAGCCGCGGAAGUAGUGGCGGGUCUGGGGCCUGCUCUAAUCUCACUAGUAGCCUCCUGACUCGAACUCACCGCUCUUCCCCUGGUUACAACGUUACUCAGUCGGCAUUGCAGUCUCCGAGUAACCCCUUCAACCAGUUCUCUUUGCCCUUCACUCCGGGGCGUCAUCUCCACUUGAAUAAUCAACAUAAUCACCACUCAUCUUUCUCCCCGCGGUACCAGCACUCUGCUACUGGCGUGCUCCUAUGUCAGCGCGAGCUGGCAUUCGCCCGAUGGACCCAAGCUUUGGUGCGGCACUGUCGGAAUACACGGGUUGACUUCAGUGUAGAGGAAGACAGAGCCAAGCGCCAACGCGAAUUGCGCACUUAUAGAGCUCUGGAAAUCAAGCGAGUUACUGACAGUGACACUCCAUGA
Molecule: messenger RNA, 495 nt
Organism: Protopolystoma xenopodis
Lineage: Eukaryota; Metazoa; Platyhelminthes; Monogenea; Polystomatidea; Polystomatidae
Source: the annotation of a GenBank genome assembly